Messenger RNA from Zymoseptoria tritici IPO323, 414 nucleotides. RefSeq lists its product as uncharacterized. The coding region runs from base 1 to 414 and encodes 137 amino acids. Gene Ontology annotation, molecular function: RNA nuclease activity; RNA binding. NCBI's taxonomy places the organism in Eukaryota, Fungi, Ascomycota, Dothideomycetes, Mycosphaerellales, Mycosphaerellaceae. The transcript has 2 exons. The record is from RefSeq and is a predicted model, not a curated record.
AUGCGUUUCUCCCUCCUCUCCUCCGCCCUCCUCUUCGCCACAGCCGCCUUCUCCGCCCCCGUCGCUGAGCCUGCAGAGCUCGAGAUCCGCCAGCAGGCCACCUACUGUGGCAACCAAUACUAUUCCGCCUCGCAAGUCUCCGCGGCCGUCAACAAGGGCUACAACUACUACGCCAACGGCCAACAAGUCGGGUCGGGCAACUACCCACACCAGUACAACAAUCGUGAGGGGUUCAGCUUUGCCGUCAGCGGACCGUACCAGGAGUUCCCGAUCUUGGCCAGUGGGUCGACGUACUCUGGUGGUUCUCCUGGACCGGACCGUGUUGUGUUCAACACGAGGGGACAGUGGGGUGGUACCAUCACUCACACUGGCGCGAGCAACAACAACUUUGUUGGGUGUUCGGGCACAAGCUAG